Molecule: messenger RNA, 3616 nt
Organism: Acanthochromis polyacanthus (spiny chromis)
Lineage: Eukaryota; Metazoa; Chordata; Actinopteri; Pomacentridae
Gene: rab11fip1a
Product: RAB11 family interacting protein 1 (class I) a
Exons: 5
Coding region: 393-2402 (669 amino acids)
Biological process (GO): regulated exocytosis
Cellular component (GO): intracellular membrane-bounded organelle
Molecular function (GO): small GTPase binding
Source: RefSeq, a predicted model, not a curated record
CUCACAACAUCAGGGAAGUAGACUGUUAAACACAGCGGAGGCAAAGCAAAGGAAUUAUGUUUAUGAAAGCCUCUUAAAGGAGCUAGUCGCGCUGCUCUGGUGUCCUGUUUGGGUUUCCAGGACUAGUAUAAGUUGGUUUACCAGAUGUUAACUCAACUGAAACGCCAUUAGAGUUGUAGGUACAGCGUUUCUAAGAGGAGGGAGAAGUAUUACGACAUCAAACUGAGCUUCCUGAACUGAAGUCAAGCUAGGUGACCAAAACCAGGAGCCGCAGAGGACGCCGAGGGUGAAAAACAGAGUUCAGGAAAAGGUUAACCACCGGCCCGACGUGGUGAGAUAUUUAUAGCAGACAAUUCGGAUUAACUUUUGGUGAAGCUUACGGGACUUUGGCGAUGUCUCUGGCCGACCAGAGCCAGCAGUGGUUCCCUACGAGUGUCCAGGUAACGGUGCAUCAGGCACGGAACCUGCGUGUCAAGGGCAAGAAUGGCACCAACGACUCGUACGCCAUCAUCCAGAUGGCCAAAGACAAGUUUUCCACCUCCGUGGCUGAGAAAUGUGUCGACCCAGUGUGGAAGGAGGAGGCUUCGUUUGACCUGCCGCUCUUCCACCCGGGAAACGCCGAGCGCUGCACGCUGUAUAUCAUUGUAAUGCACCGGGCUCAAGUGGGGCUCGACAAGUUCCUGGGCCAAGCCAUGAUAAACUUGCUGAAUCUCCAUGACGACAAGUCUCGUAAAAAGACAGAGUGGUUCAAGCUGGUGGAUAAGUCCGGAAAAGAGGACAAGGCGCGAGGGGAGGUGCUGCUCAAUAUCCAGUUCAUGAGAAACAACAUGUCAGCGAGCAUGUUUGACCUUUCUAUGCAAGAUAAACCGCGCUCCCGCAUCUCAAAGCUGAAGGACAAGGUCCGUGGGAAGAAAAAGGAUGGUUUCUCUGACUCUGCUUCAGCUAUUGUUCCCCCCGUCAGCCAGGUCCUCACAGACAGCGAGGGAGAGGCUGAUGCACAGUCGCUCAAUCUUUCUCCAGGAGCAAAAAAGAAAUCCAAGCUCAAAACCCUCUUUGCCCCCAAAUCUAACUUGCAGCGCAACAUCUCGCAGUCCAUGUCUACCCUGGGCACGCUCCCUGAGAAGAAUUCAUCUCUCAGUGGCAGCCGCUCAUCUGGCCUCAAUGCAGACUCUCCUGACGUUAAAAAGAAAUUCAAAUUUCUGGGGCACAAGCGAACGGGCAGCUCUGACAGCAAAGUGUCGCUGGGCCCUUUCUCCCUACUGGGCCGCUCCAAGCAGAGCAACAGCGACCUGAACAACCUGUGCAUCAACGGCAGCCACGUGUACACGGAGGAGGACGAGCCCAAGAGUGGAUCCACACUCAGUCUGAACAGCUCAGGCCAAGGUUCUGUGGAGGAUGUCCGCAAACACACUUCUGAUCUUCCAGCAGAUUCCUAUAAAAGUGUACCUGUCCCCUCCCACAAGCAGGAGUCUGCAGACAGAGCUUUACUAGAGCAACAGCGCCAUCAAGAGGAAGAGGAAAGAAGGCAGGCAGAAGAACGACGCAAAGCAGAAGCAAGGAGGCGAGAGGAAGAGGAGAAAUACAGGGCAGAGGCCAAGAGGCUGCAGGAGGAAGAGGAGCGCAGACAGCAAGAGGAACAGGAGAGAAAGAGACGCUUCCUUGAGGAUGAAGCAAGGAGGAAGAAACAGAAGGAGGAGGAAGAGAGAAGAAAGCAAGAAGAAGAAAAUCAGAAGCUCGAGGAGGAGCGUCGCCGGGCAGAGGAGCAGAAGCGUCAAGAGGAGGCUUCCAUGAGUGACAGACUGUCAACUCUGUUUGGAAUGAUCAGAAAAAAGGAGGAGAAGAAGGAAGAGGUGCAGCAGCAAGCUAAAGAGGAUCUGCCCACCCCAGCCCCUCGCAGUGACUCAAGAGGUCCGGAUCAACCAGUCUCCCACCGGUCCACCAACCCGUUUCAGGAUGUUCCCCUCAGCUCAGACCCUCCUCCAAGCAGUAGUGAAAGCAUAACCGACAAUCAGAAAACCAGCCGCAACCCACAACCCCCCUCAGCCACGGUCUUCCUCAACCGCACUGCUAAAGUGUCUGCAGUCAAACCCAGGCCUCAUCCUGUGAAGCCCAUGAGCUCAGCUGAAAGCCAGCAUCCCAUCAGCAGCCCUGUUGUGAAAGAGAUAAAGGUCCGUGACGUUGCAUCAGGGAAGAUAAAGGUGGGAAACUCGGUGGAAAGUGGCCCGUACACUCAGCUGACACAGGAAGAGUUGAUCACGCUGGUGGUGAAGCAGCAAGCCGACUUGUCCAGGAAAGACGCCAAGAUCGUUGAGCUGGAAGAGUACAUAGACAACCUGCUGGUGCGUGUUAUAGAGGAGCAGCCCAGCAUCCUGCAAGCCCUCAACGCUGCAAAGCCAGUGUGAGGUAACGUCAGCUGGAAGAAGACAGCCCCACUUAAGGACUCAGCUCUAUUUCUUGUGUGUGUUUUUACUGUUAAAACACAAUCUCCAUGAAGGUCUUGGAGCAUAUGCACUUUUUUCAUUCCAGAGUGAAACAGGUUGCUUGGAAAUUGUCUCUGACGUAAUAACAUUUGGUGAUCCAUAACAAGCAAGUAGGAAAUCUUUAUAUAAGCAAAUGAAUGUAUUUACUUUGACACUAAGGUACUGCAGUUUGCUUUAAAAACUCAUUAGGUGAUAAUAUAUUUAGAAUUUUUGAUUUAUAUACCAUACUUGAUAAACCCUGGGAUGAUCUUUAUUUAAUAUACAUCAUAUGUGGAAAGAAUUGUUUGUUGUUUUUUAAAACUAUUUUCCGGCCUUUUUACUCUUUGCAUAGUGUAUAACUUCAUGCUGUGUGGUGAAUGAUCAUAUUUAGAAUGUCAUUCAGCCACUUGACUUUCACAGAUCCUUCCCCCCGCCACUUAAGUCUUAUUUUUUUUAUUUUCUUUGUGCACGGAUUGUUUUGACCACACAAUUACAAUGUGUCCCUUUGUGCUCACCACAGUGGAAUGUCACCUAAUCGUCUAGUCCUUAAGAACAUAUUGUGCCUAUUGUUGCUAGAAGAGGUGGUAUUUAGAUAAACCAGCAAUGGCCAAGAGCAACCCGCUGCUAUUUACUGUACAUAGUUUGAAUAAUUCGUUAGUUGCUGCAUUUCUUUUCCUUCAUGUGGUUGUUUUGUAGCCUUUAAAAUAUCAAGUGAGCAAUAGUACAGAAUCCAGCUCUUCUUAAAUGAAUGAUUUGAUCACUGUGAUAUUUGUGUUGUAUUUAUGAAAUAAAAACCAAGAGAUAAUCAAGAAGCUAAGGAACAGUAAUCAGCUCAGUUUCAGUGAUAGCCAGCCUUGUCUUUGUAUUUGAACUACACUAAUGAAUGCCUUUGCAAACUAAAACUGCUCGAUGUCUUGGCAGAAAUUAUAGCAAUAUUAAUCCUCAGAAUGUACAGACCUGUGCCUUCAAACUCAUUUUUGUGACUGUUAUGUAUGGAUUGCUGAAUAUAGAGUUGUUGGCUGCCUCUCAAAGAACAAGCGGCCUGAUUUAUCCAGUGGGACGCGAAAUCUAUACUGCAGUUGAUGUGUAAACGUUUGAAAGCAGAGAUGCGGAGCUAUAUGAGUUUAUUUGAAAUAAAGACACUAAUUUUGUCACCA